Pseudocercospora fijiensis CIRAD86 is the source of this 333-nucleotide messenger RNA. RefSeq lists its product as uncharacterized. The record is from RefSeq and is a predicted model, not a curated record. NCBI's taxonomy places the organism in Eukaryota, Fungi, Ascomycota, Dothideomycetes, Mycosphaerellales, Mycosphaerellaceae. The transcript is spliced from 4 exons. The coding region runs from base 1 to 333 and encodes 110 amino acids.
AUGCUCGACUGCAUGCGGUCGCCGCAAGGAGACGAGGGCAGACUCCUCGUUGACGAGAUUAUUAUGGGGGAAAUAGGGAUGCCACUCGGGCCUGCCUGCCGCGCGGAUUGUUCAGCAUUGCAUUUCUUGGGGGAGGCGGCGCGCGCUACGCUUCACGCAUCUGGCGAAGGACGUGUAUGUAGCCAUACGGACACUAUUGCGAGAUGCAGAUCCUACUACUUUCGUCUGGCCCCUCAGCUGUGCCGUGUGAACAGGAAGCGUGCCGCCAAGGGGGAAGCCCCUUUUCGAUUGGCUGAAAAUAUGCUGAAGAUCUACAUCUACACCGACACUUAG